Clarias gariepinus (North African catfish) is the source of this 591-nucleotide messenger RNA. Its product is annotated as retinal cone rhodopsin-sensitive cGMP 3',5'-cyclic phosphodiesterase subunit gamma-like. Bases 194 to 457 code for a protein of 87 amino acids. Gene Ontology annotation, biological process: positive regulation of epidermal growth factor receptor signaling pathway; positive regulation of G protein-coupled receptor signaling pathway; visual perception. The record is from RefSeq and is a predicted model, not a curated record. Lineage: Eukaryota; Metazoa; Chordata; Actinopteri; Siluriformes; Clariidae. Gene Ontology annotation, molecular function: cGMP binding; 3',5'-cyclic-nucleotide phosphodiesterase activity. Gene Ontology annotation, cellular component: photoreceptor outer segment membrane. The transcript has 4 exons.
ACAUGAUCAGAAAAGAAGGAUCGAGAGGUCAGGAGUCAGGUAUAAAAGUGACGGACCGAGGAUCUCGGAUUAUUCUAUUCUCGACAAACACUCAAGCGUGCACACACACACACACACACACACACACACACACACACACUGCUGUCUUCCCGCUUGCUGCACAAACAGACCGGGAGAGGAGCAUUGCAGCAGGAUGAACACAGCGCCCCCUGCAGGAAGUGCUUUAUCAGCUCCAGCAGGCGGAGUCGGCCCAACUACGCCAAAAAAGGGCCCACCCAAAUUUAAACAGAGACAAACACGCACAUUUAAGAGCAAGGCGCCUAAACCCGGCCAGAAAGGAUUUGGUGAUGACAUCCCAGGAAUGGAGGGCCUCGGUACAGAUUUCACAGUUGUUUGCCCCUGGGAGGCCUUCGGUGACAUGGAGCUCAGCGACCUAGCCAAAUAUGGCAUCAUAUAAGCCUCGCCUCAUCACACCCAUCUUCUCUCUGCCUUGGUCUCCACCCCUCUCUUACAGACACCACUCCCGAUAAAAGAGACUAAUAUUGAUGUGUACACGGCCUCGCAAAAAAAAAGGUGAUGAGACCUCACAGG